UCAAUUAGUUUAAAAGAUUGCACAAUGGAAUGGAGUACGCAACGGAUGCUUUUUUUGUGUGUGUUACUGUUUUAGACUACGCUAUACGAGAAGUUACUGAUCUUUGUUUUUGUGAAGCAUGAGCUGAAAGCCUACGUAGGUACUUAUAAGCUGCAUUAAGACAUUUAUGUUGUCUUUGAUUUUGAUUGUCGCUUUAAUAAUCCGUUUACUGUAGUUGCGCAGUGUUUGCACAAAUGUUGUGAAAGGGGAGACGUUUUUAUUUAAAAUGCCCGCGCCAACAUUAACUUUUUUAAGCAAAGGGUGUUUCAGGGCAUUUUGAUGCUAAACGAGAAACCUUGCGCAGUGCAGUAAACGAGUUUUUUUUUUUUAUUAUUUAUUUUUUUAGAUAAAUUAUUAGGUACAUUAUAUACCAGAUCAUUAUAUGCUUUUAUUUCUCAUCACCAAGACUGUGUUUAUCAAGACGACUCUGAAAAUAACAACAACAAUAACAACAACUGCAAAACCAUGGGCCGUUUGUUUUUUUAAAUUACCAACAAAGCAACAGCAAACACAUUGGUUGGGAAGAAAAAGGAUGCAAGCUUUGCUUGAGAGAACGCACAACCCGCCCUGGAAUAAUCGCACAUGAAUCAUUUUCACCCGGUUUUCGUGAUGAAAGUGUUACGCAGAAAGAGGAUGGUUUUAUUUAUCGCCUACAUUUUACUUAUCAUUUUAACCAUGCUGAACCUGGCUAACUAUAAAUGGACUAAGGAGCCACAGCAAUGCAAUCACCAGAUGAGAAGCACUCCCUACCAGAGCCGGUCAGAUAUCCGUUAUUUAUACAGAUCCUCCAUGGAUAAAAAGAGACAGCUGGUGUACGUUCUCACCACCUGGAGAUCUGGAUCGUCCUUUUUCGGUGAGUUGUUUAACCAAAAUCCCGAAGUUUUCUUCUUCUAUGAACCGAUGUGGCACAUCUGGCAGAAGCUGUACCCGGGGGACGCUGUGUCUCUCCAAGGCGCUGCUAGGGACAUGCUGAGCUCUUUAUACCGGUGUGACCUUUCUGUUUUCCAGCUUUACAACUCGCCAGGAGGCAAAAAUGUAACUUCCCUUGGGUUAUUUGGAGCUACACUAAACAAAGUGAGCUGUUCCUAUCCGCUUUGUUCAGCAUAUAGGAAAGAUGUGGUCGGUAUGGUGGAUGAUAAAGUUUGUAAGAAAUGCCCUCCUCAAAGCCUGAGGCUGCUGGAAGAAGAAUGUCUUAAGUACAGCACUGUUGUGAUUAAAGGGGUACGUAUUUUGGACAUCAAUGUUUUAGCUCCUUUGAUGGAGGACCCGUCUUUGGACGUGAAAGUUAUACACUUAGUGAGAGACCCCAGGGCGGUGGCAAAUUCCCGAAUUAAAUCGAGGCACGGCUUGAUAAGAGAAAACUUGCAGGUUGUGAGAAGCAGGGACCCGAAACUUCGCAGGAUACAGUUUGUGGACCCAAACCACAAAAUGAACAAAAAAGACGGUUCUGAUUACCAUUCCAUUGGGGCAAUGGAGGUGAUAUGUGACCGGACCACAAAGACUCUUAGAACUGCCCUAAACCCUCCCAGUUGGCUGAAGGGGAAAUACAUGGUGGUACGUUAUGAGGAUUUAGUUGAAGAUCCUGUAAAAAUUGUAAGAGGUGUGUAUCGCUUUGUAAACCUCUCUGCUAGUCACGAUAUCGAGUCAUUUGCACUUAACAUGACGAGUGGGUCCGGCUCUUCCUCCAAACCUUUUAUCGUCUCCUCCAGGAAUGCGACGCAAGCAGCUAGUGCUUGGAGGACAGUGCUAAAUUUUCAACAGAUUAAACAGGUGGAAGAUUAUUGUCAUCAUGCCAUGACGUUCCUAGGUUACGAACGUGUUAAAACCGCCGGAGAAGUAAAGGAUUUAAGCAAGUCUCUACUGACAGUUCCCAAACUGUGAGAAUGUUAUCACCAAAGACCAUAGCAAUGUACGUCAUUUUAAUCGGUGUUUUAAAGACGUUCACAGCACACACUGCGCGAAUGUACCUUCUUUUAUUAUCUUUUAAAGAUGAUGCAGUGUAACUGAACGUUUUAAUAAACGAUGAUGUUUAAAAGAUAGGUCGGCCUAUAUACAUUUACUGUUACAUAACUUUUUUUUUUCAACGAUAGAAACGUGUCAGUUACAUUCGGCUGCUAUCGCUACUAUUGAGUUUAUUUGCAUACAUCCCAGUCCAAAAGCUUGCUGAGCAUAGGCCCAACCCAUGCCGUUAUAUGAACAUUGUGACCGUAAUGUUUUGAGGUUGAACUCAUAAAGAUGCUGAGAUUGUAAGUACUGGGCCAGUUUUAACAAAGACAAUCAUUAAAAAAGAAAGAAAGAAUAAAGGGUCGUUGUUUGGUUUAUGUUCACAAGUUACUUAAUUUAACUUUUCUGUGUUAGAUACAGAACAAAGAUUUAACCGUAUGGUGCUUGGCUGUAGAUUCACCGACAAAGCAAGCUUCUCUCCUUGAAGCCGCCUUGUCAGUCUACCAGUCUGGGCUUUUUAUUCGAUAUCACUCGAUACACAAGGCAUUAAAUAUUGUCAAAAUGGGUCCAUAAGUUAAAUUCAGUCUGAAACGUGUAAGAACUAUUUUUUAAAACGCUGUUUUGUCAUUGCAUUUUAAAUGAUACCCCUUUUAAAUUACUACAUAUCAGCACCGAAAUGCUGUGUAGGGGGGAAACGGUUAUAUUGCCUUUGUAAACUGUGAACAUAUAACUGCUUGGGAAAUAUUCCUAUUUGUGAGAGAAACAGACUUGUGCACUUGGGAAAGACUAAUUUUAACCUCCCCUUCUAAAAACUGCAACUGUCUAUAAUUUAGUACAGGGUCCUUAGCUCAUUCCAUAAUACAAAAUAGGGUUGUUUUUUUAAAUACACCACCCCACAAAUAAAUUAUGACCAUCAAACACAUGGAUUUGUAGAAAUAAUAAUAUUAAAUAUAGACAUAGAAUAUCAAAAGCCUUGCAUUACGCACAUCUCUUUUUAUGAUUCACAGAAUAGUCAAUAUUGAAAGCCUACUCACAGCUGUACACUGUAAAUCCUGAUAAGACACCUUUACUAAAAAAAAAAAAAAGAGUAAACACAUUGCCUUAAUAUAAUUAAGUUUAGCUAAUCAUUUAGUUUUUGUUAUAACAGCUUUCUCUGGGGCUGACUAAACUCAUAACAUGUAUAUUCAUGUAACUUAAUCCAUUUAGUUACUUUCUAAUACUCAAGUUAUUUUGAACAAUUAUAUUUCAUUUAAACAACAAAAACUUAGCCCAAACAACAGAGUGUGCAAUUAACAAGCCAUUUUAUUAUCUGCCAGUGCAGUACUUCUGCUCAGGCUGCUUAUGGCAGCAGUUGCAAGUGCUGGACCCAGGCAGAUGCAGAGAUGUAAAAAGAAGGGAGGGAGGACACAUCCACAGACUGACCACCGAGCGGGGGUGGCCACACAGAACGCAAGGAGAACAAGUAUAAGGGAGCAGGCGGGGGCAAGCAAACACAACAAACUUGUGCAACCACACAUACACAAAACAACAACACAAUAAACAACAACAUUUCCAAAAAUAAACUAUACAAGUCCCGCAAGGGCUGAUGGGAAUCUAGUCCCGAUUCUCCUUAAAACAUUUACGCUUGAACAACUAAAGUAAAUUUGAAUGUUCAACUAACUUAAAAUGGAUGAGUGUUGUGAAUAAAAUGUAAUAAAACAUUAAUGUAACUUGAUUUAAUUGAUUUAGAAUGACUUUGGGGUUUACAAUGUAUUUCCACAGCUCAUCCCUGUAUUGCUGAAGUAUCCAGCUUGUUCGCUCUAUGGAGACCAGGGGAUUGAACCAGUCAUGUGUUUAUGCUUGUAUGAGGAAGUUGGAGCAUGCAUGAAAGAAUUUCACUUUUCUUUUUGGGCUGAACAGCAAGAUAGCUCUUUCCCAAGCCUGUUAUCAUUCUGUAAAUCAGGUCUCAGUUUGUACAACAUUGCCAGUACAGUAAUGCUUUAGCUUUGUGCAUUGCAUUCAUGAAUAGGAAUGUAGAUCCUGAAAAUUACUUUCUUUGACAGGAAUGUGGACCAGUUUGCAGUAUAUCAGAAAUGUGCAUUUGAAAUUUGACCAAAUAAAACCAUUUGCAAACAUUAAGCAAGUAUGGAUAUGACUUUAUAAAAGGGCUAAAUAUGAGACACAAAGUUAAAAAAUGCUAUAUGUUUAAUUCUAUAUACAUGCACAAUUUGAUAAGACAUCUAUAACCACAGAUGUUGCCUAAUUUGUAAAAUAGGCAAGCAGAGAGCUAACCAGCAAAGUAUUUGCCAAUUGUGCUCAAUAGGAAAAAUGUAUAUGCCUAGGAAUUGCAAUCAGUUUCUACUUUUUUUUUCACUGACUUGAUCACUAAAUUCUAUUUAAGCAAUAAUUUUGCUAACUACGACAUUACUCCAAUUAUAAUUAUAAAUAUGGACUGUCUAUACAAAAGAAAGAAAGCACAACACUUGGCAUAAGAGACACCAAUUUCUUUAUUGCUUACAUUUUUUAGCUAGCUUCAAAUACUCCAAUUACAAGGAAUCUUAAAUCUUAUAUAUAACACAAUAACAGGGAAAUAGUCAAAUGGGAGUCAAAUAGAAAAUGUAAAAAUGCAUG
Messenger RNA from Polyodon spathula (Mississippi paddlefish), 4593 nucleotides. RefSeq names its product carbohydrate sulfotransferase 2-like. Gene Ontology annotation, cellular component: Golgi membrane. Gene Ontology annotation, biological process: N-acetylglucosamine metabolic process; carbohydrate metabolic process; sulfur compound metabolic process. Bases 622 to 1920 code for a protein of 432 amino acids. NCBI's taxonomy places the organism in Eukaryota, Metazoa, Chordata, Actinopteri, Acipenseriformes, Polyodontidae. The record is from RefSeq and is a predicted model, not a curated record. Gene Ontology annotation, molecular function: N-acetylglucosamine 6-O-sulfotransferase activity. The transcript has a single exon.